AUGGUGUGCCGCCUUUUCACCAGAUCCGGAAUUGCAAAGAAACUGUCGAGUCUCUUCUCUACGUCGAGAAAAGCUAGCAGUAGCACUUCUCCUCCGACUGAUUGGAAUUCUCAUUCCGAGUUCUUCAAUUUCACAGGGGCUAGAUGGGUGCGCAAUGAGGAGUAUGAAAUGGCAAUGCGGCAUGUUCCUUUCGACAUGAACGAACUGGCCAAGCUGGUUGCGCAGUCUGUCGGUGCAGUGAAAUGCGUUCAUGUCGAGAAAUUGGGUGAAGGCUUGUACAACAAGCCGUUCCUAUUUACUAUGGAAGAUGGAUCCCAGGUCGUGGGCAAAGUGCCCAACCUAAGUGCAGGCCUGCCGCAUUUCACUACGGCAAGCGAAGUGGCCACGAUGGAUUUUGCUAGAAAUAUCCUUGGCACUCCGGUACCGAAAGUCCUUGCGUGGAGCUCCAAGGCAAAUGAGAGCCCCGUCGGUGCGGAGUUCAUCCUCAUGGAGGUAGCCCCAGGAAUACCACUUUCUAUUGUAUGGAAUGUGAUGGGCAUAGAAGCCAGAAGCAAACUUAUCCUGAGCCUCGGUAAGAUUCAAAACGCUUGGGCGUCCACCACAUUCUCUCAGUACGGAUCUCUGUACUACGCAUCUGAUCUUGAUCACCCGAGACCAUGCCUUCUCACGAAGCGCGACGGUUCCCAGGUAGAAGAACCUCGCUUCGCCGUUGGGCCCUCGAACAGCCGGUAUCAGCUUGAUGAUGGAAGAAUAAAUGGGAUACAGUCGAGCAAUACAAGCGGGCAAUCGGUUAUCGAGAAAUCUCCUGCAUACAGCAAAUGGCUGAACUUCCACUCCCGGUCGUGGGACUUUACGGCCCCGCGCACAUACACUCGGUCUCGACCCAAGAAAUUGGUCGCUUUGAAUUACUAUCUUCAGCUGAUCAAUCAUCUUUUACCGACAGACCCGUCGAUCUCGUCGUCCUUCCUUUGGCACAAUGAUCUUCAUGACGAUAAUAUCUUCGUCAACCCUGAAAAGCCGUGGGAAAUAUUGAGUGUCAUUGACUGGCAAUCCACUGAUCUUCGCCCUCUUUUUGACCACGUCCAGAAACCCUUUUUCCUGAACUAUGACGGUCCAGCUCUCAAGCUUCGUGAACGGCCGAAGCUACCAGAGAAUCUCAGCGAAAUGUCGCCAGAAGCCCAAGAGGAAGCAAAAGAUCUCCACUACCUCAUGGAAAUAUGCGCUUACUACAAAAUGGUUAUCUACCGUGAUACUCGCAUCCUCCAUCAUGCAACCGAAUUUACGGAAACAAAAUCCUUCGAGAUGAUGUUACUCGGCCAGAAACUCGCGGAGGAUGGCGGAGCGAUAUAUCAAUGGUGCGUCAAGGAGUUAGAAGAGGACUGGCCAAGCCUUUCAGGUGUUCAAGCAGCUGGGAAUCCAUCGUUUCCAUUUCACUUUUAUUCUGAGGAGAUCAGCACCAUAGAUCAAGAUGCCGAAGACGCAGAUCGAGGAAUGGAGUUGAUGAGGAAUUUAAAUAUGUCACUCGGUGAUCUAUGCCCGGAGAAUGGCUUGGUCCGUCAUGAAAACUAUGAUGUUGCAAAAGCACUUUUGAGACAAAAAAAGAAGAGUUAA
This is a messenger RNA of Penicillium cosmopolitanum, 1611 nucleotides long. RefSeq names its product aminoglycoside phosphotransferase family protein. The transcript has 3 exons. The record is from RefSeq and is a predicted model, not a curated record. Gene Ontology annotation, cellular component: mitochondrion. Lineage: Eukaryota; Fungi; Ascomycota; Eurotiomycetes; Eurotiales; Aspergillaceae. Bases 1 to 1611 code for a protein of 536 amino acids.